GUGAUGUAGCGGCAGCAGCGAUGGUCCUGCACGCUGCAGAUCUACCUCUUGGCGGCUUGUGGCUUCAUUCGGUGCAUUCCAGAACUGGCGUAUCCGAGGAGGUAGCGAUGAGAGCGAACCGUCGCCCGUUCCGCUGCCAUGGCUGCUUUUUAUGGGCUCUUUCACUAACGCAUCAGUUACAGAAGAAGUGUGUUGCAUUCCUGGAAAGAGGCGACUCGGCGGCGGGACGCUUCUGGACUGGCCUUUUGCCGCUCUAGCCUUCUCUCCUUUUCCUCUGCUCUGCUUUCCUCCUCUUUCUCCGCCCAAAUCUUCUCCUUAUCUCUGAUCUCCUUCUAUUUUCCAGCCUCCUUUUCCUUCCUAGAUCCCUUUCUCCUUCUCUGCUCUAAGUCGCUCUAUCCAGUGAGUAAUGGAGGGUCAGGAUGCUGGUGUUGAGGGUGUGCCUGUGCGGCCGCAGGCGGAUAAGCCAAGGGCAGGUCGACCUAAUCUGCUAGCACCAGAUCUUGUGUGCCCUCAUGCGGAUAGGCCGGGGGGAAGUGGAGCUAUUCAGGGGGCUCAUCUCCCCUCUCGCUCGAUAGCGCCAGAUCCUGGGAUUGAGCUCACCAUGCAAGCGCUUUCAAUCAGUGAGCCGGAAUUUGUUCAUGUUCAGGCUGAGAACCAGGCACAUGAGGAAGGACAGGAUGCAGAGUUCAAUAUAUUGAUGAAUCUUGCUUCUACUGGAGGUCCAAUCAGAGUUCUUUCUCUUCAAGCUGUGCAACAAUCUAUGGCUAGAGCAUGGAGGGAUAAUUAUUACGGUAUAUCUCAAUUAUCAAGGUAUGUUUUUGUGGCGCACUUCCGCUCUUUGGAAGCUGUUAUGUUUGUGAUUACUCGUCAGCCUUGGAGCAUGGGUUCAGACAACUUUUUGAUUGAAUGGAUGGAUCCGGAGGAACAAGAUAAGAAUAUUCAGGACUACAAGUUUGAUUCAAUUUAUGUCACUGUUCGGAUUUAUGGUAUCCCCAUCAGGUUUAGAACCCAAGCACUGUUAGCAAGCAUCCUGCAAAAAGUGGGGCAGAUUUCAGAGUUUCAUCCGAUUAACAAGAGUAUGAUUUCGGCUAGGCAGGAAUACAUUUGGGGUACUAUUAAAGCUCAGAUCAGUAGACCUGUGAAAGAUAAAGUUUGGGUUUCUUAUGGCGAAGACUCUGCUGGUUGGGCCUAUUUGUUCUACGAGAAGAUUGGCAGAAUCUGUACUUUUUGUGGAAUUAUGUUUCAUAGCGUCCAACAUUGCAAAGCUAGAAACAGUGUCCUUAUUUCAAGGAGUAGGCUUCAAGUCUCUUUGGAGGGUAUCUCCCCAAAUAAAUUUGGCCAGUGGAUGACUGCUGCAGAUUUGAUUCCUUCUCUUUCAGAAGAACGUAAUCUGUGCAAAGCAAAUUCAUUCUCAUUUUUUGUAAAUCCUCAGUUAGCCAGAUUGCAGAAGCAGUUCAUAGAACACCCUAAGGGCAAGGGGAUAGCUGUGGAUAGCGCGGAUGCGGAGGAAGCUAAUCAAAAAGAAUUAUCUCUUUCUAAGAUUAAUGAGCAAAUUAGAAGGAUAGAAGAAGGUGGUUCAUCUACAAAUGCAGAACUACAGAUAUUGCAGAAUCAGAUGGGAGGUAUGGCUACGAGGUGUAGCUAUAGUCAGGGUCAGUGCCCGGGUCAGAGCGACGCUGUUAAGAUUUCAGCGGUGCCAUCAACUGUAGUUAAUAUGGAGACGGCCUCUGUUCCGGACAAUAACGCGGGAGGAGUUCAAAUUCAAGGCUUGCACACUCCAGUACAGCAGGGUGCUGUUAUUCCUAAUCCAUCACAAAUCUCCAUUUUGUGUGCUCUGCCUGCAACUCACAUCUCAGAUACUGGCCCCUCAUCUGCUAUUCAGGCUACUAAGGAAGACUAUAAUCCAUGUGGGAAAGCUCCUGCUAAUCCAUCCAUCUUCCCAGGUGUUGUGCCUUCCUCGACUCCGCCUCUUCUCACUGUCCCCUCUCCGAUCAGAUCCAGUCCCAAGAGACUGCCAGAGUCGCUGUUUGGGCUUCCGGUUCCGCCGGCGAAGAAGGCCAGCAUCCAUGGAGGUCGUGGGAGGGCAGAAGAUCAGUCUGAUUCGGUGCUCGGAGCUCCGCCUGUUAGGCAAGUUCUCUCUCCACAGCCAUCUGCAACUAGUGGUAUGGGAGCCUUCACAGUGCCUGCUAGUACAGGGAGAGGAAGGACUUUGGACGGUUCUUCGCCUUUUGGAUCCGCAACAUCUCAGGGUGGCUACCAUCGAUAUCGCUAUAGCAGAUGGGAUAUUCCUCCGGCCAGGGGAUAUGGAGGUUUGUGUUCCAAUAUGCAUGGGGUUAUGCGCAAUCGCGCUUGUUCCUCCACUUGGAAGCGUGACAGUGGAAAAGGUCUGCAUGUUGAUAUGGGCAAACAUAGCCCCAGAAUUCAAACCGCAAUGAAAAAACAAGAUGACUUUAGUUCCUCUGGCCAAGGCAAUACAUUGGAUCUCCGGAAUGAUCAAGUUGGAGAAAACAUGGAAUUGAAUGUUGGUAUGGAUACGAGGGUGGCUGAAUCCUUUCCUCGGGCAGCGGCGCAUGGCCCUAACGCGCCUCGGGCGCCAUGAAAGCAAUAGUAUGGAAUUGCCGAGGUAUGGGCCGAGACCUUGGCAAUGAUCGAAUGUUGUUCCUGGCCAAUCUGGUUCGCUCUACAAAAGCUCAGAGGGGCUUCAGGAGGGCUCUGGCUUAUGUGGAAUGACGAUCUUAAGGUUUCUGUUCGUAGUUCUUCCUUCCACUUUAUCUUAGCGGAUGUAGUUCAUCUAGCCUCGGGGGUUCACUUUUGUUUGGUUUGUAUAUAUGGUGACCCCUACCAUAGGCAGACUAGUGACAUUUGGAAUCAGAUCUCCACUUUUGUGUAUGAUAACUUUGGCAAACCCAUGAUCUGUAUGGGUGAUCUUAACGAUAUUUUGUAUGA
Messenger RNA from Triticum aestivum (bread wheat), 2946 nucleotides. RefSeq lists its product as uncharacterized. The record is from RefSeq and is a predicted model, not a curated record. Bases 407 to 2599 code for a protein of 730 amino acids. The transcript has 2 exons. NCBI's taxonomy places the organism in Eukaryota, Viridiplantae, Streptophyta, Magnoliopsida, Poales, Poaceae.